Messenger RNA from Chelmon rostratus (copperband butterflyfish), 228 nucleotides. RefSeq names its product guanine nucleotide-binding protein G(I)/G(S)/G(O) subunit gamma-3. The coding region runs from base 1 to 228 and encodes 75 amino acids. Gene Ontology annotation, cellular component: heterotrimeric G-protein complex. Gene Ontology annotation, molecular function: G-protein beta-subunit binding. The transcript is spliced from 2 exons. Gene Ontology annotation, biological process: G protein-coupled receptor signaling pathway. NCBI's taxonomy places the organism in Eukaryota, Metazoa, Chordata, Actinopteri, Chaetodontiformes, Chaetodontidae. The record is from RefSeq and is a predicted model, not a curated record.
AUGAAAGGAGACACCCCAGUGAACAGCACCAUGAGUGUCGGCCAAGCCAGAAAGCUGGUGGAGCAGCUGAAGAUAGAGGCUAGUUUCUGCAGGAUAAAGGUAUCAAAGGCAGCGGCCGACCUGAUGGCGUACUGCGACGCACACUCGUGUGACGACCCCCUGAUCACCCCCGUGCCCACUUCGGAAAACCCUUUCAGGGAGAAGAAAUUCUUCUGUGCUCUGCUUUGA